AUGCCCUGUGCUGGUGACAGCGACCAGCUCUCUGACCAGCACCUACGAGCCAAGCGGGCCAGGGUGGAGAGCAUCAUCCAAGGCAUGAACCUCUCACCGACCCGCCUGGAAUUUGGCACCAGCCUGGAGGCAGCUUUUGGGCAGGAGAGUGAGAGGGGUAAUGAGAUGCCCCGGGAGAGCAAGAGGAAGCCGAGGGUGCCCCAGCAGGAGCAGCAGCUGAGGUGGCUUCAGGAGAAGUUCUCCCAGGUCUGCAACUCUGGGGAUGUUGCCCAAACCCAGGAAGGUGCCGAGAAAGCACAUCCACUGCCUGGGAAGCCUGGAGACAGCCCAGACAAGGACAGUGCCACUGCCACCAGUGACCUGCGCAAAGCGCCUCUCUGGAGAAACAUCCUGGAGGUGCAUGAGCUGGAGGAGGAUGAGGACAGAGGCGACAAGGGUGACUUGCCCUUGGCAGCGAGGGUCCUCUCGCAGGCACUGAAGCACGAGCUGGCUGGGGUGACAUCCCGGGUGGUGGACUCUGUCCUGAAGACCAUCUGGCCAAAGGCAGCCAGCCACCUUCCGCAGCAGCACCACAGCCUCCCACUGCUGGGACCAGAGCCACAGCUUGACAAGGCCUCUGCUGGUCUCUCCAGGGCCACGAUCCAGGAGGCACUGACCCCUGGCCACCUGAAGAAGGCCAAGCUGAUGUUUUUCUUCACUCGCUACCCCAGCUCCACGCUGCUGAAAACCUACUUCCUCGACGUGCAGUUCAGCCGCUGCAUCACCUCCCAGCUCAUCAAGUGGUUCAGCAACUUCCGUGAGUUUUACUACAUCCAGGUAGAGAAGUUUGCCCGGCAGGCUCUGCUGGAGGGUGUUGUGGAUGCUGGUGCCCUGUGGGUCUCCCGGGACUCGGAGCUCUUCCGCGCCCUCAACACGCACUAUAACAAGGGAAAUGACUUUGAGGUGCCAGGGCGAUUCCUGGAGGUGGCCAGCCUGACGCUGCGGGAGUUCUUCAGCGCCGUCAGGGCAGGCAAGGAUGCCGACCCCUCCUGGAAGAAACCCAUUUACAAAAUCAUUUCCAAACUGGAUAGUGACAUUCCAGAAGGGUUCAAAGCCACCAGCUGCUCCCAGGAACUGCUCCGCAGCUGA
Charadrius vociferus (killdeer) is the source of this 1128-nucleotide messenger RNA. RefSeq names its product prospero homeobox 2 (gene PROX2). Gene Ontology annotation, molecular function: DNA-binding transcription factor activity, RNA polymerase II-specific; RNA polymerase II cis-regulatory region sequence-specific DNA binding. The transcript has 6 exons. Gene Ontology annotation, biological process: regulation of transcription by RNA polymerase II. NCBI's taxonomy places the organism in Eukaryota, Metazoa, Chordata, Aves, Charadriiformes, Charadriidae. Gene Ontology annotation, cellular component: nucleus. The record is from RefSeq and is a predicted model, not a curated record. The coding region runs from base 1 to 1128 and encodes 375 amino acids.